AAACCUUCUUUCUUAGGCUACUGUAAUCUUAGCUGUGGCUAUUCAUGGAAAUGACUUUUGCUCCCUAAUAAAACAGCGGUUAUCCAGGCUGCGUUAUAGCCUACAUUGAGUCUUCGCUGUGUCGUAGCCUACCAUCGGACAAGAAUGCUGUGGUUGCUGAUCCUUGUACCUGUGUGUGGUGCAUCAGUACCUGACACAUUCGCUGUGUUUGUUCCUGAUGGCCCACUCUCUGUGUGGAAGGGAUCCUCGAUCAUCCUGCCCUGUUCACUCUCUCCUGCGUUCACUGAAUCACUGGAGGUGCGCUGGCACCGACCUGAUGAAUUCAAAACUCCCGUUCUGCUUUAUGAGAAGCAGCAGAUCCAGCAGCAGCCGGCUGACCCUCAGUACAAGGGCAGGGUGCGCCUGGUAGGGGAGCUGCAGAAGGGCAACUUAUCCCUGGAAAUAGACAAUGUCCAACUGGCAGACAGUGGAGAUUAUGUCUGCUAUGUUUCUGCUAAGACUUUGUACAAAGUGGCCCAAAUUCACCUAGUUGUGAAAGCGAUGGGCACUCCACCAAUCAUUUCAGACUCUGAUGGUGGCAGUGGACAGGUGAACGUUACCUGUGAAUCAGAGGGUUGGUCACCACAGCCCACACUCACCUGGAGAAACAAAGGAGGUGCAGAAAUCCCCAGUGAGAGCCAUCAUAGUGCACCAGAUGCCAAUGGACUUGUGAGUGUGACUUCCUGGCUGGUGCACUCUUCCUCUGAGUGGAUUGCGUGCUCUGUAGGUCUCUCUGAAGACGAGAGAAAAGAGAGCAGAUUCUUACCAGGGACAGUGAAUGAGCUGCACAAGACACUGGCAGAGAUGGAGAGUCUGAAACAGAAGAGUGGAGGCCUUUGGAAAGAUGGCUUAAUUGUUCUCUUUUUUUUACUAUCUCUGACUGCUUCGAUUGUGGCUGUUGUCCUGUACAGAAAGGGUUUGGGAAAAUCGAAAGAUCGAGACUUGAAAAACUCAGACGAAACAGGGAUGCCAUUGGCACCGGACAAUCAGGAUCAAAGAAAAGAAGUGGAAACUCUAACAAAAGUGGUCCAUUCACAUGACAACAUCCACUAUUCUCUUGAUGCAAGGGCCACCUUAUCUUGUCAACUCUCCUCUGAUAAAAGCGCUGUUGACAUGGAGAUCCGGUGGUUUAAAGACCGGACAUGUAUUUGUCGGUACCAAAAUCGCCAGAUGAAAGCAGGAAGAGGCUAUGAAGGCAGAGUAAGCCUCUGCAUGGAAAAGCUAGAGAAUGGGAAGAUAUUCCUGGAGCUAAACAAUAUCAAACCAGAGGACAAGGGGACAUAUGUGUGCCAAGUCAUCCACAGAGAGUACAAUGAGUGUGCCUUAGCAAUUAGGCAUGCUCCUUAUGCCCAAGAUAAAGACAAGGAAUUUUGCAUCUACCCACAGGGAGGCCUCGAGUUCAAUGUUGAAGAUAAAUUGAAAAUGGAAAAAUCUGCCCAGGAGCUUGGUUAGAAAUGGUGCUUGAAUCUUUGCAUUUCAGCCAUUUUCUGUCACGGGACAAUUUUCUGGUUUGUACAUCUAUACUUUGAAUUGUAUAUGUUACCUACUUGCAAAGCCCACAGGGCUGCACAUGUUGUUUGCCACUUUUUCUUUACCUGUUGUUUUGGCUCCACUUCUACUGGAAUGCAGUCUGUUCAGCUGAUCCAGUGCAGAAGAUCUGUGCUUACUGCUGUUGUCCCUGCACAUGUCUACUCACAAUCAGUGCCAAACUAUUUAACUGUGGGAAGGCCCACUUGCAUUAUCCCCUAUGUCAUAGGAAAUGUAAAAGCUUAUAAUAGUAACCUUGCGAGUAAAUUCUGCUUAUACAGUAUUUUACUUACUACUCACUCUCCCCCAUCUCUAUCUAAGGGCAUACACUAUUAUACAGUAGGCCCUAUAUUCACAUAUAAAAUAUGAAAUCUUGUAUGAAUAGGUUCAACCACUUAUUUUUAAGUUAGCCUACGUAGUAAAAGCAUUUGACCAGCUGGUUGUCCAGCAGAAGGUAUGUUUUCACAAGAGUUUUGUUGGUCAAGCUUAUUAAUUCAGCUGAUCUACACGUUGUGCCACCUCAAGCUGGCCAUUAUAGCUGGUUUUGCAUGGUCUUACAUUACUGGUUUAACUGACCAUGCCAGCUUAUGUUGGUCAUUCUAGUAAAUCAGCAUGGCCAUCUUACACCAGUAUAGUCAAGCUUGGCAGGCUGGUCACCAGCAUGACCAGCUUGCUCAAAUGGUGGUGUAACCAGCUACACCAGCAAAGACAAGCAAUAGCUGGUAGAAAACCAGCAAAGACUUUCUGCCAGCAUAAAUGUCCCUGCUGGUUGGUCAGGCUGUUUAAGUGCAUAAACUGUGCUAGGGAUCUGUGACGGUUUACACAAUUGUGACUUUUGUCUUGUGCUUUCACCUUGAAUCAUGCACUGAAUGUUUGAAAUUAUACACAUGUGUUUUUGUCAUUUUGUAUGCCAGUCUAGUUUUACUAAUUGUUAAGCAGAUAACAGAUAUCCGCUCAGUGAAUUAUACAUCACGUGCAUUGCUGGCAUGGCUAGCAAGAGUGAUCAAAAUGUCUUGCAUGUACACUUUUUAAAUAACCUGUUGAAUGUGAUAUUUACUGAAGAAUGAGAGUACUGUCGUAUGAAACAAAAUGUGCUAACCAGCUCGAGUUGCUGUAACCAGCAGCUAGAGCAGCCAGGUCACUAGUGCUACAGUCCGGGGGCAUGUUAACUUCAUGUGAUGCAAGAAGUGCUCUUUUUAAAUUCAUACCAACAGGACUUGUUGACCUCGAGAAACAGAUACAGUAUGAAAAAUGUCCAGAAUUCUCCGUUAAUGUUAUGAUGCACUUUGUCCUAAUCCGAUGAUCCAAUGGGAGAAUGUGCUAAGAACACAACACAUACUUGGGAUGCUAAAUGUACUGGGAUAUGUUUGCUCCUCACUGAUGUUAAUGACUUUAUCCUCUUGAUUAAAUAAAGGUUGAAUGAAUG
Messenger RNA from Sardina pilchardus (European sardine), 2992 nucleotides. RefSeq names its product butyrophilin subfamily 1 member A1-like. Gene Ontology annotation, molecular function: signaling receptor binding. The coding region runs from base 145 to 1491 and encodes 448 amino acids. Gene Ontology annotation, biological process: T cell receptor signaling pathway; regulation of cytokine production. NCBI's taxonomy places the organism in Eukaryota, Metazoa, Chordata, Actinopteri, Clupeiformes, Clupeidae. The transcript is spliced from 12 exons. The record is from RefSeq and is a predicted model, not a curated record. Gene Ontology annotation, cellular component: external side of plasma membrane.